Messenger RNA from Apus apus (common swift), 11031 nucleotides. It is a transcript of the gene GALNTL6, whose product is annotated as polypeptide N-acetylgalactosaminyltransferase like 6. NCBI's taxonomy places the organism in Eukaryota, Metazoa, Chordata, Aves, Apodiformes, Apodidae. The record is from RefSeq and is a predicted model, not a curated record. The coding region runs from base 36 to 1832 and encodes 598 amino acids. Gene Ontology annotation, cellular component: Golgi apparatus. The transcript has 12 exons.
GCUGCCGCCGUCACCAGGGCAGCCCGGCUUUGGCCAUGAAGAGGAAACAGAAGAGGUUUCUGCAAAUGACGCUGCUUUUCACCGCGGCUUUGAUUUUCCUGCCCGACAUCGGCCUCUGGUCUCUGUACAAGGAGAAGCACCUGGUGAAGCCCGCCGAGCCGCAGACACUGCCAUUGAGGCUUGGAGAUGGACAGCUUUUUACCUGGACUGAUGGCUUGAAAAGGAAGGACUGGCACGAUUACGAAAGCAUUCAAAAGGAUGCUAUGCGGUCAGGGAAAGGUGAACAUGGGAAGCCGUACCCUCUCACAGAGGAAGACCAUGAUGAUUCUGCUUAUAGGGAAAAUGGAUUCAACAUAUUUGUUAGCAACAAUAUAGCACUGGAGCGAUCCCUGCCAGACAUCCGACAUCCUAACUGUAAGCACAAGGUGUACUUGGAAAAGUUACCAAAUACUAGCAUAAUUAUCCCAUUUCAUAAUGAAGGCUGGACUUCACUCUUGCGAACAAUACACAGUAUUAUCAACCGCACUCCAGACAGCCUGAUAGCAGAAAUCAUUCUUGUGGAUGACUUCAGUGACAGAGAACAUUUAAAAGAGAAGCUGGAGGAAUACAUGGUCCGUUUUGCCAAAGUGAGGAUUGUACGUACCAAGAAACGAGAGGGGCUCAUUCGAACCAGACUGCUAGGCGCCUCGCUGGCUAGAGGAGAAGUCUUGACAUUUCUGGAUUCCCAUUGUGAAGUCAACGUGAAUUGGCUGCCUCCCUUGCUUAACCAGAUUGCACUAAACCACAAAACCAUCGUGUGUCCUAUGAUCGAUGUCAUUGACCACAAUCACUUUGGCUACGAGGCACAGGCGGGGGAUGCCAUGCGAGGAGCUUUUGACUGGGAAAUGUACUACAAAAGAAUACCGAUUCCUCCAGAGCUCCAGAGAGCUGAUCCCAGCGACCCCUUUGAGUCUCCUGUAAUGGCUGGGGGUCUUUUUGCUGUUAACCGGAAAUGGUUUUGGGAGCUGGGAGGCUAUGAUCCAGGAUUAGAAAUAUGGGGAGGAGAGCAGUAUGAAAUCUCCUUUAAGGUCUGGAUGUGCGGCGGUGGCAUGUUUGAUGUUCCAUGCUCUCGAGUUGGGCAUAUCUACAGGAAGUACGUCCCAUAUAAAGUCCCUUCUGGAACCAGCCUAGCACGGAACCUGAAGCGCGUGGCAGAAACCUGGAUGGAUGAAUUUGCAGAGUACAUUUACCAGAGACGGCCUGAGUACAGACAUCUCUCAACUGGUGAUAUCUCUGCCCAGAAGGAACUUCGCAAGCACCUUAAAUGUAAAGAUUUCAAGUGGUUCAUGGCUGCAGUGGCUUGGGAUGUCCCUAAAUAUUACCCUCCUGUGGAGCCUCCACCUGCUGCCUGGGGAGAGAUUCGAAACGUGGCAGCCAGCCUCUGUGUGGACAGUAAACAUGGAGCCACAGGGACUGAGCUGAGGCUGGACAUCUGUGUGAAGGAUGGCUCAGAACGGACGUGGUCACACGAACAGCUCUUCACCUUUGGUUGGAGAGAAGACAUCCGCCCCGGGGAGCCACUUCACACCAGAAAGUUCUGCUUCGACGCCAUUUCGCACAGUAGCCCUGUCACGCUGUACGACUGUCACGGGAUGAAGGGAAACCAGCACUGGAGCUAUCGGAAGGACAAAACUUUGUUCCAUCCUGUAAGCAGCAGCUGCAUAGAUUGCAACCCAGCUGAGAAGAAGAUUUUCAUGAACAGAUGUGAUCCUUUAUCUGAAACUCAACAGUGGAUUUUUGAACAUAUUAAUAUGACUGUUUUAGAAAAAUUUAACAGCAAGGCCAGUUCCUAGAAAGAAAAGAAAAAAAAAGGGGGGACACACCCAGUUACGUACAGACUGCAGAUACUACAUUUUUGCCAGCGUCUGAGUUGAAGGAGUCAGGAAUUACAUUUCCUAGAUCCAGGAAAUCUGUUCUGAGGAUUAAGAAAAUGCCACAGCAAGAGCCAGCAGGCUGUCUUUGUGGAUGUACAUUAUCUGAAGAACUUGGCCAAGAGCCUCACCGGAUGCUGCUGAGAACUUAAGGCUGAAAAUUCCCUUGCUGGUCGAGGGAAAAAAAUGUUUAAAAACUGUUUAAAAGUACUCCAAGUUAAUAAAGUAAAACAAAACUCUCGAGUUUCUCAGGUCAGGUCCUGCUGUAGUGAGUAGCUCAGAACAGACGCUGUAAUUUGGGAUGGGUAUAUGGUGUACAUGACAGCUACAGGAACCUGAAGAAAUCCCAGGUUUUAGAACUAAACAUGCUGGUAGAAGAAUAAUGAUGUCCCAGCACUCCCAGACAAGAUUUAUGCUCUGUUGACAUUCUCUAAAUAGAAGGUUGGGUUAAGCAGGUUUAACCCUCAGAACUGCUGCAAUUAAUUUUAUAUACCUCCCUCUUACAUUCCAUUCAUUACUAAAAUAGGAAUGGUAGAAAUAUUAGGGUCUAGAAUUACACUGUAGUGAAGCAUGCAAUAAACUGUAAGGUUUGGCCCUCACAUUUCCCACAUCAGGGAAAAAAAAAAAAGCAAAGCAAUCAAAUUUCUAUACAUUAUAUAUUUAGCAAUUAUGAUUCAAAACCCAUUGUCACACAAGGUGAGAUUAAGUUGCUUCCGUGACAAAUAUAACAGCAGCAGCUGCAAUAUAAUGGAAGGCUUGUGGGCUAGCUGUCUUUUCUAAUGAUAGAAUCCUUACCAAAGGAUAAAUUAAAUAAGCUGAGGGAAAAAAACCCACAUCAGGAGGGUUUUUAUCAGAAAUAAUUGCAUACUGCAUGCUGAACUAGGUUAGUCAAAUGAACAUUGGUACAUUGCUAUCAUCUAAAAGUGUCUUGACUCCCUUCAGUGCAGCUUAGAAGAUCUUGCAGAGAUCUUGCAGUGCUCUAGUUGGAUAGGAGUGGAGAGGAGAAAUUGACAUAGAACUGGUUGGGUGGUUUGCAGGGCUUUUGAAAUCUGUGCUGGAAAUCACAUGAACUUCCCAGAGUUAAGGAGUGAAUUAUAUUGUAGAUCUCAUGAUGGAGGAAAGGAGGAGUGCACACAAGUUCAAUGUUACAAUAUUUGGUACUUCAGGCACAAUUCAAGGUAAGAUAGACUUGUGUCACACUGAUGAUCAUUAUGCCUGUGGUGUCCUUCAGACCCAUCAAGCAGGAGAGGCCUGUAAAGCUUGGCUGGGGACAGGGGUUGUGGUUCUUCUCAACAGAAAUCAGUUAAUACUGAUGCGUGGAAUGUCACUGCUAGGUUUGGGAUUUUUCAAGGUAUAAAUGUAUAUCAAGUGCGUGGCCUGCUUUUAUUUGAAAGGUGAAUUUACAGAUGAAAGCACCAUAAAGGCAGAUAGACCACAUCCUCUAAGAGGUGGCUGUAACAGUGCUUUCAGAUUCCAAAAAUACCAUAUGCAAUUAAGUUGCUUAUCUGAUUGCUGAAGAGAUGGCUGACUAACCAAAAUACUGAUGUGCAACCUCCCCUGUUUUGCAGGAGUACGGUGAAUGGGUUUUGUUUAUUGCUCCUUGAGCUGUGUUUAUGCACAAAGAGCAGUGAUUGCAUCCAGAGGAUGGUUCUAGUACCAAUAACUAUGUGCUGUUUUAUGGCAGCACCUUGUCAUUGUAGAUUAAGACCCAAAAUUGUUGGUCAUAGGAACUUUCCAAGAGGGGAAUGAGAUCCUGUAGCAUUCAGGAUGCAUGCACUUCGAAAAUGGUGAAAUGCAUCCAUACAUUGAGCUAUUGGUGCAAUUUAGUGAUGAGGUCUUUCAAAUAACCUGAAAGAAAUGUGUCUGUAGAGUUAAACUUCUCAUUUUAUGAUUUUAAAGUAAGUGAGCUUCUUUAGGUAUUCUUUAAGUUUAAUUUGAAGAUAUGGUGCACUCAGAAAUGGAAGCAAUAAGGCUACUGUAUGAGAUUUGUUUAGCUACCACUACACAGAACCAGACCAGACACCGCAGACUGUCAGCCUUCCCAGGUGCAGUGCUCACAGCUCAUUUAUUUGCAGCCUGAACAUGAGGGAAGAGUGUUUGGAAAAAGAAGAAAAUGGCUGCCUAAAAUGUAACUGCAGUCCUCAAAAUGUUGACUGGAACUGGCCCCAAACUGUCAAAGUCCUGGAAGCAACACUGUAUGCCCAAAAUAGGGAGGCAAAGGAGAACUACUAGGCCAGCUAAGCAAUUUAUAUUAUGAACAGGAUGGCAGGGGUAUAUCGUUCAGUGUCUGACUGCAUCUCAGUGGUCUGAUUUUGAAAUGCCUAAUGGGAACUAUGCUGCUGUUGGGGUAAAUAGCUUCUAUACCUUUUACAUCAACCUUUGAGUAGUAUUGCACAGCAUCUUGCACUGCCAAAGGAAAUCCUCCCCUUACUCAUAACUGGAUACUAAUUUUAAACUCCAAUGUCAGAAAGUCCAUGUCAGAAAGCAAUCCACAUAACUAAUAUUCAGAUGUUCUGGGGAAAAAAUACAAUCUACAUAAUGUUCUCAGGUAUUACAGGCUUUUGCUAUUUUCUAUAUAAGAAAAAUAUAUUGGAGUUUGUUGUGGGUCAGCAGUGAGCAUCUGUUGAUCAAUCUGGAAAUAUAAAGGUUAAAUGAAGGUCCAUAUCUUAAAAGCUUAAUAAGAACUUGCCACACUGCAGAACAGAAACAUGCACACAUAUGCAUACAUAUAGGUGUGUGCAUAUAUAUACAUAUGUAUGUGUGACCAAUGGAAAGGGGUAGAUGGAAGAGAGGUUUUUCAGUUACUGGGCUGAUCUUUCAAAUAUUGAGUAUAAUUAGAACUGCACAGAAAAAAGUGACAGGACACGUUAGGCUAGUGGUGAGGACAGUAUCUUACUGUUUUCAGCUUAAGGAAAUUUCUCUUUUUUAAAAACUGAGGAAAAAAAAAGUCUAGCAUUCAGCUUCACCACAGCCAGCUGUAAUCCUCCUGCUGUGGGUGUAGGGUGGCCCCUAAGGACAGCGUGCUCGGAGCUGUGCUCCUGUAACCUUUUGAAUGGAGGAUUCGCCAAAUGGUUAUGACUUGCUCCUCACUGUAAUCCUCAAACAGAGGGUUUUAUUAACAAUCGAUUAUCAUCCCUACCUCUCAAAUAAAUUCUGUCUUGGGUGUUCUCCAAAGCUUUCCACUGAUAACAGUUUUUCAGGACUAAUUUAACAUUUGGAAUUUCUUUAAGUCUAUUACAACCAACUCUUCCACCCAACAAACAUCUGAACAACUAGAUAAGAUGGACAGAUAUAUCUUCCUCUCAUAUUUCUCUAGGAGCAUUUAGCUUUAAUAUGGAUUUCUCCAAAAGGCUAUGAAGUGUCUUCAGAUAAUUCCUUUUUUUUAAUACCAGAUAGUUAUGAAUACAUUUGGAAUGUAGUGCACAGGUAGCAUUAACUGAUGCAGGCUUACUAAUCUGCCCCAACUGAUGACUUGCUUCAGUUGUUUUUUUAAUUAAAUAUGUUAUAAAUGAGAGAGCUUUAAUCAACAUGCCUGAAAAGAUGAUCUUUGUCUCUUAAGAGUUCAUCAGCACCUACCCUAAACAUUUUCCGUUUAACGUUAUCAUAUCUUUUUUUUUGUGGCCAGCAAACUACUGCCACAAGAGAGAAUGGGAAAAGCUGGGAUAAACACCAAGUGCAACUAAAAUGCUAAAAUUGUAUGUGUUUCCCUGCAUAUAUAUUCCAAAAUCUAUACUAAACAGAAGCCUUGGGGGAGAGGGCUUAACAAGAGAGGAGGAGCUGGGAAGCAAAGCAUUUCACAUGUGUCUGAGAGCAGCCUUGUUGCAGAGGUGUGACAAGACUUCACUGUUCAUUUGGCAUAGUCUUAUUUCUUAUUUCAGAAAAAUGAGAUUGUUUUAGAACAAAUGUUUUUGCAACAUUACAGAUAUUUUAAUGAUAUAAUGCAUAAUUCCUGGGUGUUAUCAGUCUACAAAUAAAAGGUCCAUAGCUGCUGAACUGAGUCUUCCUCAUGAUAAAGAUAGGCUAAGCUUGAAAGGAAGCUGAGAAGCACUUAAAAUGUUUGAUUACUGGCAAAGUACCAGCAUCAGUGUCUCCAUGGCCUCAGUGAAGUUGGAUGCCACAGAUUAUCAUAAAAGAAACAUACAAAAAUAGCUUCACCAAUUUUAUUUGAUGGGUUGCACCUCUAUAAGAUGUCACCUUUGUGGUGUUGCGGGUUUUUUUGUUGUUUUUUUUUAAUGUAAUCAUAAUCAGAAUUCAUUUGCAUUUUCACUGAUAACUUCUUCAAGGGACUGAGUGGGACCCUUUUAACCUACCCAUAGAGAUUGUGGAUGUAGCAUUUUAGGAAGGCAGAGCCGGGAGACUUUCAGUGUGGCUGCCACCAGGGCUGUAUCCAUUUUCUGUUAAAAGUGUAUCAAUCUUUAAUGCUGUUAGCCCAGCAUUUUUCAAGAGAACACAAGAUGUGCAUUAUUUAUUUUUGGUUUUUAAUCCAUCAGGGUUCUUAGGAAAGCCAUUUCAAAACCCUUGAUAACAAAAAAGCUGAUCAGAAGUAGCUUUUUUAUAGCCAGUAUUAGAUGUAUAAAGUUAAUAAAUUAACUCCCUUCCAAUUCUGGUCCACAUAUCCUUUUAGAAUGAGCAGAAGUGUUCAAGAGUGCUUUUUCAUGACAUUUUGAGUUUGAAAGAAAGUUUUAAACACCUUUAAAAAAUUAUCAGGAAUAAGCCAAAAGGUAACUGAAAAAAUCCACAAGGAAAAAUACCUGGCUAUUAUGUCUACUGUACUCAGAGAUUUAGCUAAACUUGUUCUAAAAAAGUAUCCACUGACUGGAAAAUUUUAGAUGAGUAAGCAAUAUAGUUUAGUAAACCUUCAGUGUAUAGUGCUUUCUAGAUAAAACUUUUACUCUUAAAAAAUCUAAUUUUAGUAAAUCUGUAGUUGCUGACAGGGUGUUUUUUGUUUAACCACAUGUAAUACAUAAACCUGUCUUGAGGUCUCCUGUAAUCUCAUAUUUCCUUGUUAUAAUUCUGAAUGCACUGAACGGAAGAAAAUCUAAAGAGAGGAGAAAAAACCCAAACCUCUACAAACUGGCUAAGAAACCUUUGUAAACACAAACAGUGAGAAAGUUUAGACAGAGGUGAUCAGAAAAAUGCAUCACUUGUCCUGACAGCUUCAGCAGCAUUCAGAAAAUAUAUUUUCUGUGUCUUUCACAGCUUUCUAGUCUUUCAGUGUAUCAUUAAUAUCAGUGGUCCCACUCCCUGAAGUAGAACUUUUGAAAAUUAUGUGCUGUAGUUUGUCACAGUAGAUGGACAGCAUAGUGACAGAGAAGAAAAUUCCUUCUAGGAACAGUUCUGAAGAAAUUGCAGUCAAACAUUGCAGUCUGGUAUGCCUUAAGAGUACUGGCUAUUUUAAGGUUCCCAUUAUAUUAGUAUUUUUGCCUUUUUUUUUACAGGACUUGGUAGUAAGGUAGUUGCUUCAAUGGUCCUUAUGAAAAAAAUGGAGGAAAAAAGGGAAGAAAAAGGACUUGGGAUAAAACAAUAAGAAUUUGUGCUUACUUAAAGGUGCCAUGUUAUUUAUAUGCAAAGAUAAAUCUCCCUCCUUUGUGUGGCCAUUGUGGUAGAUGUUCAGCUCCAGGGAAUAUAUGAAUGAGGAGGAGCCAUGUAAAGCUGGCCAGUAGGAAAGUUCAUACUCAGCAGAAGAUGCAGAAAGUCACAAUGACCCAUUUUUGAGGAGCAAACGAACAGGGCAUUGAGACAAGUUACCAUGGACAGUUAAGUGAUGCAAGGGGAGCUGCAGUGAGGCCGGAUAAAUGGUACUAUCUAAAAAAUAUUAAGAUAUUGGAAAGGAAAGCAUGGUUGUCAUUAACCUUGGGAUACUUGGCAGUACCUCCAGCACUUUUUCAAAGUAUCCGUUGAUUUAAUUAAGUUAAUCCUUCACCUCUUCCAAUUAAAUUAUUCAAGCUGGAAGGAAUCACAGCCCAAGCAAAUUUCUGUUGAUGAGCGUGGAGCACAAAAUACCACUAGGCAGCAGUUUAGCCAAAAACCCCAACUAGCACCAGAACUAAAACAGUAUUAUCAGACUAGAAGAUCUGUAGGCUCCUGGCAUCCUUCUGAGAAAAAAGGUUUCAUUGCCUAAAGGAGUGAUUGAUGGUAAUGAUGCUAGAUUAAGAUCAGGAGUCAUGAGCUUUCAUAAAGGUGAAAGGCGAAAUUAUGAGAUUAGGAGAUAGCAGUUUAAUUGAGAAAGGAAGGAGGAAAUGGGAUAAAAGGGAAGAGGCAGGACUCCAGUUUAUUUCUAGUUAUGAUGGAACCAUGACUUAUGAAGGUCACCAAUGAUAAUUUGGGAUGCCCCUUCAUACCAGGGUUAGUGUGGUUUUUUCCAUAACAAAUACUCAGGAGUUGAGAGGCAAUCAGUUCUACCUCCUCCUGCAAAGGAGUUAAAUUUAGAAUAAAGAGAACUGCAUAAUCUGAAGCGUAUUGAUUGUGAAAUGCAGGAGUGCAACUAGAGCAAAGCUUUGCUAGGCACCAAGCCAGUGUUGAGUUUUCCACCAAAGGUAUGUAUGUGCAUUCCUGAGGAUAUUUUGUGGAUAGUGUGUAGAAGCAGGACAUUAUGGUCACUGGUUUACCUCAGCUUAAUAUUUCACUGUAUCUCUAGCUUUUUUGAAAGAGAAAAAACAUUUAGCUAAAUUUUCCAGGAAAUGUCAACCCAGAUCAGUACAAAGUAGCUCUGCCUUCUUCUUGUGUGGAUCAAGACACCACAUGUUUCUCUUCAAACAUCACAUACAGCUCUUAAAAAAAGAACAGUGUAGGUCUACCUUCAUGACUCCUUGCAGCAUUCACCUCUUUUUAGCCAUUUCAGUUAUUUUCUUCAUUCUUUUUCCUAUAUGGUGUUUCUUCCCUUCUGCUGGCCCCCCAUCUGCAGGGUUCUGCCAGAAUGCUGGUCCUCCUUUCUUCCAUUCAUUCUGGUUUGUACCAAAAGGUGUUUCUGCUGUUGCAGAUCCCUUCCUUAAGGUAGGAGUGACUAAAGUUGCUUUGAUCUGCAGAGCCACAAGCCCUUCUGCCUCGGGCACUUUGCUUGCUCCAUGUUUUGUUAGCAAAGGGGUGGGGAGGAGAAAGGCACCUGAGGAAGAGGUUCUGUCCUUAUUGGUCAGUCUCACUAUGGAUUUUGUCCAUGGAAGAGUUAUAGGUCAUAGCAUGGACAGACAAACAUCUCUGAGGGAGGAAAUUGCAUUGGUGAUCUGCUUUCUCACUGAUCUUCAAAAUUCAGUGCUACCCAGAGAAGAGAAUAUGUAAGAAUGGAAGUAGUUUAUGCAGUGGAUAAACUUUGAACAAACAUUUAGAAGCAGCUGAACUUAACCUUGGUAAGCAGGUUUGAACUUGUGAUUAUCCUUACUGAACUAACAUACAUACAAGAAACUAAAUUAGAAUUAUAUUUAAACAUGGUUUGUAGAAGCCACCAAGGGGUUACAGCAACUUUAUCAGAAGGCGUUAUUUCAAAUCUGAAACGGAUGUGUAAUCUCUCAUGAAUACAUAAUGUCUAGUCAAUCUGCAGACACUCAGAGUGGCUUUUCUUUACAAAACCUCAAAACCUCAAAAAGAGAGAUUGUCCAACAUGCAGCAUUUUCUGUUUUCAGCUGUACAGCUCCAGUUUAUUCCCCAAUAUGUCAGCAAAGCUAGUGUAUCUAAAUAACUACCCCUGUGAUUCUCGUUAUCAAAGCUGCAUUUGCAGAAAUGGCAGUAAAACAUGACCUUUCCUAUUAGCAGAGAACCUUUUCAUUUGUUUCCUAUUUGGUUUUAUACACCUCCAGAGCAAUUUAUUUGUAACCAGGACUCAGGGAUAGAAGCUGUACACUGUCCCUUCACAAAACGUGUUCCUAAGAAAUCAGAGUACCAGAAUGAAGCCUGUAAAUACACUGUUAAGAGGAUUGUCAGCCAAGUAAGAGGGAUUUCAUACAGAAGAAAAAUAAGGCCCCCUAAAGUUUGCUUUCCUUUAUUCCUGUCAUAUCAGCCUCCAGAUUGCAGCUACAACUGUACAUCAAAUGUAUCAUGGUAAUCUACACCUGAAAGGAUAAUGGUGCUUCAUCAGGGCUCUGCUGCCAGUUUUUCAUACAAGUCUGCACCAUGGCUAUAUAAAGCUGAUCUUUGGGGUUGGGAGUCUUUCUCCACAGUUGCUGUUGCUGCAGGGGGCACAUUCCUUCGUUCCUUCUGACUUUGGUCUGACCUGUAGUUUUCCAUUUUAAACUCUAUUGGCUGAAGUAGCUUGGUAUUGACCAGCUCUUCAUACUAUCUGGUCCAUUGCAUACCUCGUAAUGCUUCAUAGCAGUCCAGCCCACAUAAACACACACAAGGUUUACCAGGCAUUAGGUGGCAAAUCAGAAAAUGGUGAUCCCUUCUAAGCCUCUGAGAUGCUUCUGUUUAUCAACUAGCCUUUCUGAUGGUCAGAGUAUUUCCAGGCACCUCUGUGAAUGAACACCCUUUCCUGCAGGUAUCCUGUGAAAUAGCAGUUUCUCUCACUUUUCUGAGAGUCUGGAAUUACAGCGUUCACCUGCUGUAAAACAACAUUCAGGACAAGACAUUCCCUGGCAACUCAACUAUGAUCAACUAUUUGUAAAGGGCCAAGAAGAGCUGAAGACAGCUUUAUGUAAUCCUUAUCCAAUGUGCUAGUAGGCAAGGCAGCCAGUGAUGAGCUGGGCUUAUAGGCAGCUAGCAGACUCAAUCAACAGGUAAGAAGGAGUUGUCUAGUUUUCUGGGAAUCAAGAUGAAAUUCUUUGAGUAUUGUAAUUUAGGAAAUAACUGCUCUCUGAAAAAAUGGGGAAAAUAUUUUCAGGUGUGUGCAUUGAAGUAGUAUACAGUAGACUACAAUUAGUAAUAUAUACAUUAUAAUAAGUAAAAGGAAAAUAUACAGUUCUGUGCUGACUAGUCUAAGAUAGUUGGCUUAGAUGUUAAACAGCAGCUGUAGAAGCUUUGACCAACUUACUGAUGCAUUAAAGUAACGUUUUCAAGAAUGCUCAAAGGAGUUACAGAGAGCACAUGCCUGUAAAUUACUAGACUGUAAUUAGGAAGCUGAAUUAUGGAAUAAAAAUUGUACACCUGUCCUAUUUUAUAUUUGGAUGUAUUACAUGACGAAGUACAAAGAUUG